ACCUAACCUAAUCCUACCUCAUGGAGGUCUGUUCCUUUUAGCUAAAGUUCGCGCACGAUUUAUCUUCCUUUCUUUCCGCCCUUUGGAGAGAGAAAGUGAAAAGAUGAAUUGCGCAAAACGUUUUAGUUAAAAAGAACAGACCUGGAGUUCCUUCCACUACGAGCUCUUAUCCUAUCUAGACUGUAUUCCAAAAUUCACUGCCAGUGCUGAAAAUGUGUACGUAAACUGUAGAUUUUCAGCGCUGGCAAUGAACUUUGGAACACAGCCAGACAGCCUUUAUUAGGAUUGGUUUCUAUCCAUUUCUAUUUUUUUUUUUUUAUGCAGGCCGUAAAUCGUUAACUUAUAUACCGUAACCGAAAAUAUUACCUCAACCGAAAUUCGACGAAACAAGAAAAAAGAAGAGGCUGUGAUGUAAAUCUAUUAACGAAGUAUGAUGAUAAAUAUAACGAUAAAUUAGCAUUGUCCGAUUUUAAUAGAUUUGGUUCUUCCUAGGAAGGUUCCCAGAACGAAGAUACGAAGUAAAAAAAAAAAAUGACGACAGGUUUCGAAAUUGCAAAUUUCCGAGCAAGCAGUAAUACAAUGCAACGGUUUCUUGAUCCACUCGUGUAUCAUCUGACAUAAGAGCACAGAUAGACAGGAAGAAAGAGAGAGAAAGAGAGAGAAAGAGAGAGAAAGAUCACGUGUGUAGUGUAACAAUAUACCCGGACCAUGUUCCCCGCACGUUGUUCAAUAUUUACAUCAAUGAGACGGAUAUAUUACCGGAUUAAGAUGACCCCUGUGGCUUUUUAAUUAUACAGGCCUCAGUGCGUCAGGACAUCUGCCCUAUAGAAAUCGGGACUCUCGAUCCCCCGAUCCGUUUCCUACUCUACAUCAGCGACCCAUUUCCCUUGCUACAGAGUAUCAAUUACAUUGUUAUUACCCAGUAGUAAGUAUCCCGAAGAUGUGGUCAGAUCGCAGAUAAUACACUGGUAUAAGAGCAUGCCGCAACAAUGGGACAGGUAGUAAAUACACAGAAGCGUGGCCCCCGUCGUGCGAGCAGCGCGAUAACGAUCGUGCGGUGCAACUAUGCGUCUAAUUUGGAUCUGCCCGCAAAAGAGGAUGCGUCGCAAAAAAAAAAGGAAGAAGAAGAGGGGUACGUGCCCCACGGGGUUCAAGCGUGUGCAUUCGGCCACUCGUACCCCGAAAACGUACGUAUGUAUGUAUGUAUAUAUAGCGAAGGGUUCGUCCUUUGGAGGAUUUAGUGAGACUCUCGGGAUGACGAGCGAAGCACAAGGCUUGCGGACAAGAAACACGGACUUCAGCAUAGCCCGUAUACUCGCGGAGGAACUCCCGGGUGCCGACGUCGACGCGCGAAAACAGCGCGAGUCUCCGGAGUGCGAUUCCCGGGGAGGAACGAAGGCUGAGAAACGGACGUUGGAACGUGCGGGCGAGCCGGAAAAGCGCAACGCGCCGUAUGUUCCCAUCGUCGCGGAGCGACAGCGAAACGGUGACCACAUCGGCGAGAGCACUACACGGUGGACCGAUCUCACGUGGCUUCAGUACACUCGGUACAGACCUCCGAGAUUACCUAGGAGGUCUCUCGCUGAAAGACGGGUCAAGCGACAAGCAGGCGAUCAUCCUCGCAUCCCGUUCUCCUCGUCACAGUUGCAGAUAUUAGAGGAGAAAUACAAAAAGGGUGCUUACUUAUCCAGGACCGACGUCGUCGAGAUGUCCACAACAUUACGACUGCCGCAGAACAAAAUCAAGAUCUGGUUUCAAAAUCGUCGAGCAAGACAGAAACGGGAAUUGUUAAACUCCACGAUAACAGCGCGAUGAUUCGACAACAAUGGAAACCAACAUUUAGAUCGAGGAGGAUUCGACAAUGUACCGAAUUUAAAUCACAAUUAUUUCGAGCAACUCGACUUUCGGCUAUUUAUUUCGUGCCUUUCGAUCACUGUACUGUAAAUAAACUUAUUUAUAUACAAUUUUAGCGCCAAAUUAUUACGAUUAUUUCCAAUCACGCGAGAAAUUAAGUCCACGCAAUGAUAUCUAAAUGUGCGAUCAUUGA
Messenger RNA from Trachymyrmex septentrionalis, 2047 nucleotides. Its product is annotated as homeobox protein XHOX-7.1. The record is from RefSeq and is a predicted model, not a curated record. Gene Ontology annotation, biological process: regulation of transcription by RNA polymerase II; embryonic morphogenesis. Gene Ontology annotation, cellular component: nucleus. NCBI's taxonomy places the organism in Eukaryota, Metazoa, Arthropoda, Insecta, Hymenoptera, Formicidae. Gene Ontology annotation, molecular function: DNA-binding transcription factor activity, RNA polymerase II-specific; RNA polymerase II transcription regulatory region sequence-specific DNA binding.